ACAGCUUCAGAAACAGGAAAGCUAAUGAAACCUUAAAAUACUAAUUGUUAGUACUGAUUCUGCCAGGACGUUAUGAAAAAGUCACUCAAAAGGUUCCUUGGUGUCUCUGAUCCAGCCCUGGCCCCCUAGACCUGACCCAGGGGUGCUUUUGGAAGUAUUUGCUCCGCAACAGCAUGCAGGUCCCUGAUUCCGCUGCCUCCAAUUCCCCGGACAAGCAAACCUUUAAUCGACUAGGACAAAACCCGGCAUUUUACCAUUUGAAGUCGGGGAACAAGCAUGACUCGUUCUCAGGGGUUCCGACUGUUUCCCCCAGCAACUCGCGGCACUGUGCUCGCACGAAGAAGCAGUACCUGAAGCAGGCGUCCGCAGACUUCUCGUUCUCCAAGGAAGUGCUGGAGCAGUGGGGACUGCCCAGCUUGCCCUACAGCCAGUAUAACUUUGACCACAUCUACAACACGGAAAACAUCAUCUCCAAGGGCACGGAGUUCCAAGCUCGGAAGGCUCCCAAAUUCAGCCGGCAGUUUUCUCCAUCUCUCAUGGACCUGCCAUCCUUACCGGCCCUCCAACCCAUAACCAAAGGGAUUCAGGGCCCAAAGAAGUACAAACUGAGGCAGUCUCAGAAAGAAAGCUCCCUGGGUGAUGCUCUGGCUCGCUCUUUCUCCUGUCCCGCGUCGGAGAUUAUGGAGUCCCAGUCGCCAAUUCUGCUACCCAUCACCGACUGGAGAGCGGACCCAAGAGAGCCGUGGCUUAAAUCAAUCGAGAAAGAGACCAGAGGGUGGGAGAACAUUGUGCUCAAAAAGUUGAGCAAGCGCACAGCUCGCUGGAUCCAAAACAAGAAAACCCUGCGGGCCACGGGCCCCUCCAGCAAGUGGCAAAAUUUCUUGAGACAUCAGUAUGACUGGAGCCACAUCCGGGAUGAGCUUUCUUCUCCCAGUGACCUGGAGCUGGUGACUCAGCUUGAGGCUGAAGAGGUAGCCGAGUUUGAGGGCGUGGAUAUGGGCACUUCAACCGAAGAAGGAAAUAAACCAGAGUUACUGCUUCCCGAGUAUUACAGAAUUCCUGCUUACCUACCAAUUAAGAAGAAAUCUGAGAUGACGGUGGGCACCAAUAAGACCGUUGAGGAUAUAAUCACUGAACGGAGCCUUUUCCGGGUCCCACCAGUACAAAAAUUUCAGCAGAUAAAUCCCAGAGCUGGGAAGUAUGCUUAUUCCACGGACAAUGUCUUUGAACAGGAGAUUUACUUUGACUUAGUUCACAUCAUCCAUCAGAGUGGAAUAAAGGAUGAUGAGAUCGUUUUGGAAAACCUCAACCACUACUGUAAACACUUGCCAAAGGCCUUCCCAAAAGGCCCAGAAGAAUGGAAUUAUGAGCCACAACCUCAAAGAGUUUCUAGGCCCACAAGGGGAGCCUUCCGUUGGACAGCUUUGCCCACUCCAGCCAAGGACCUCCUACAAUUGAGCCAAGAGACUAUUGGCAAGACCAGAAGAGUAAAGAAGGAUUUUUCCCAAAAAGUUGAGAAAAAUGUGUCCUGGGAGAUACAAGUCCUCCGGAAAAUGCUGCAAGAAUGGAAGAAUGCCUGGUUUUUAACUAUCCGGUGGCAAGAUGCUACAGUGGAGGGACUGCUACGAAGCUUGAAAAAUGUGCAGGAUGAGAUAAAGAUUGAAGCCAUCAUCACUUGUGCCUCAGCUGCUGUGGAACGACCUCGAUUUGAAGUCGUUGUGGAAGAUUCAGACAGUGAAGAGAUUGAUAGUCUGCCUGUCGAUGAGAUACCAAAGGAACUACAGCCUCUGAUCAAGGAAGCACUAACACAUAAGAAAGCCAAUGUGCGCAUGGCAGCAGCUUUGUGUCAGUACGCCAUCCGAGCCCAUGACAGCCAAGCCCAAAACAUCAUGCAGGAUGCCCUGGCAAAAGGCAACGAUGCUGAUAGCUGGGCAGCAGCCCAGUGCCUGGCUUUGGACGGGGUUGCUUCUUUUGCUGUGGUGAAGAGAAUCCUCUUUCAACUGUUUUACAGAAAAGAUAAGGAAACAGAGGAACAAAGUUGUGUCCUAUUGAGUCAUCUCAGCAAUAAGACAAGCAUGAUACAUACCCUCCUUGCUGUGGAACUGAACAGCUGCCAAUGGGAAGACAGGAUUGUGGCCUGCAGAGCUCUCUCCCGGAUCAGUGGAAGGUCUGUCAACCAGGACCUGAAAAACAAGUUGGUCCAACUGAUGUGGAAUGAUUGGAACUGGGGUGUACGCCAGGCAGCUGCCCAAACCCUUGGGCGGAUGAAAUUGGGAAAGGAGGUGCAUGAUAAAAUCAGAACAAUGCUGGGUCAAGGAAACUCCCAGGACCGAGUCGAUGCCCUCUCCCUGAUUGGUUGGUUGAAGCUUAUGACUGCCAAGUUGCUUCCUGAUUUCCUUAACUGCUUCAAUGAUGACUUUGUGGCUGUCAGGAGGGAAGCCUGCCUAGCAGCUGGUGCACUCAGGAUAAAAGAUAAAAUGGUCUAUGACAGCCUCAUGAAGUUGGUACAUAGUGAUCCAUACUGGAAAAUCAAAGCUUUUGCCAUCAGAGCUUUAGGAAUGAUUGGGCAAGUAAGUCCCCAGCUAAUAGAUCUCUUGCUCUGGGCUAUCCACUAUGAGGAUGAGCCAGGGGUGCGUUUGGAAGCCUGUAGAAGCAUCCUUGCCCUUCAACUUCAGGGAGACCAAAUCCGAGACAUCUUCCUAGAUGUACUCCUCCUGGAGAACCAUGAAGCUGUUCUUCGGGAAAUAAACACUGCAAUGAAGAUUCUUAACUUAAAAGAUAGAGGAAACCAAGUGAUGCUUCAAAUGAUCAAGAAAAAGAUUUCUGAACUAAAUCAGAAAGAGUUGAUCACCAAUAAAAUAAUGAAGAUUGAGGAAAUUGCAGAAACUAUUCGGCAGGAAACAAAAUACAUCUAUCGUAGUCGUCCCCAAAAAGAUAUACCAUCCCAUAUUGUAGACUUUUUCAAAGAUGCUUUUCAAGAUUCUGACGUCCCUUUCACUCUGUCAGCUUCGGAUACCUGUGACAUGGAAAAAGCCCUAGCGCCUCUACCAGCGUCACCUAUACCAAGUGCCUACAGUAAAAGUCCCAUCUUUGAAAAGAAGAUUCCUAAAAGAUUAAUACUCAAUAAACGUCUAAAAACCAUCAGGGAAAAAAGGAUUGCUUUGGGACCAUUUCAUAAGACCAAAUAUUCAUCUAAAAUUGAAUAAAAGCCAAGGAAGGAAAGAAAACUGACCUUUCUAUCAUCUCCUGGGUAGAGGAAAAAAAAUCUUUCGUCCAGACAACUUCAACCCAUCAAGAAGAUAUGUGACUAUACAUAGAUACUGAGAGAUAGCUUUGGCUUCAAAGGAAUCUGUCUCAUCAUUCUGUAUUAUCUGUUUGGUCACUAUGUUUAUAAACUGGAUGCUGAAGAGGAA
This is a messenger RNA of Sarcophilus harrisii (Tasmanian devil), 3413 nucleotides long. It is a transcript of the gene HEATR4, whose product is annotated as HEAT repeat containing 4. Lineage: Eukaryota; Metazoa; Chordata; Mammalia; Dasyuromorphia; Dasyuridae. Gene Ontology annotation, molecular function: oxidoreductase activity. The record is from RefSeq and is a predicted model, not a curated record. The transcript is spliced from 17 exons. The coding region runs from base 174 to 3206 and encodes 1010 amino acids.